Messenger RNA from Gavialis gangeticus (Gharial), 1641 nucleotides. It is a transcript of the gene MRPL45, whose product is annotated as mitochondrial ribosomal protein L45. NCBI's taxonomy places the organism in Eukaryota, Metazoa, Chordata, Crocodylia, Gavialidae. The transcript is spliced from 8 exons. The record is from RefSeq and is a predicted model, not a curated record. Gene Ontology annotation, cellular component: mitochondrion. The coding region runs from base 51 to 998 and encodes 315 amino acids.
CUUCCGCGGGUGGCUUCCGCCUGAAUCCCACAGUGCACCGCGCAGCAAAGAUGGUGGUUCCCGUGCAGCGCGGCUUGGCUCGGCUGCCCCUCCGGGUUUGCCUGCAGGGUGCAGAAUCCUUACUCAGUCCUAUCCGGCUGGCUCAAUCCUCUCUUGUGGUCCCAGUGAGAACAAAGAAGCGUUUUGUUUUCCCCCCACGUGUUGAAACAAAAUAUACAACUCCACAAGAACGUGAGAAGAAAAUCAAAGCACAAGGGACUGUGAUCCCUCAUGAGGAACUGGAACGCCCUAUAACUCUGGCCUGCACAGCUUCUAUUUUUGACCCUUACAUCCCUCCUGAAGGUGAUGCUCGCUUGUCUUCCCUGUCCAAGGAGACGCUGAAACAAAGGACAACGCAGCUCAAGCAAAGUACCAUUUCACAAUUAGCCAUACGGACGGUGAAACAAUAUGAUCCCAACUUCAGAGCCAAAGCCUUCCCAGAGAUGGCGCAGGAGAUAUUUAUUGAAGCCCACAAUUGCCUAACCAAUUUUAACAAGAACAAGCUUCAUUCUUUGGUGACUGAACGCUGCUACCCGGAAAUGGUACAUGGGAACAGAUACAAGACCAUCCGUUGGAGCUUUGUGGAGUCGUUGGAGCCUCCAAGGACCGUUCAAGUCCGACAUUUCGUCAUGGUGAACAAAGGCAACCUGUAUGGGCAGGUGACAGUGCGCAUGCACACCCGACAGACCUUGGCGAUUUAUGAUCGGUUUGGACGGCUAAUGUAUGGUGCAGAGGAUGUGCCAAAAGAUGUUCUGGAGUACGUUGUAUUUGAGAGGCACUUGGUCAACCCUUACGGCUCUUGGCGGAUACAUGGCAAGAUAGUGCCCUCCUGGGCUCCACCAAAGGACCCCGUUACUAAGACGGUGAUGAUCCCUGGCCCAGCCCUGGAUCCCUUACAAGAAUUUGAUGAGCUCCAGCAUGAAAUUCCAAAGCCUGAGCAGAUACAACGAUACAAAUAAUGGAUGAAGGGCAUGGGGGCAGAGAGUGGAAACGCAGUGGGCUGGAGAUGGGACUGCUUCCCAGCUGUGCUAUCAGCAAGUAACAUGUCUCUAGGUUUGGAUUCCACCUAUGUGCAUGUGCCAUUGGGGGAGUCCCUGCAGGGCUACUUGGAGCAAACAGAAUGCUGUUCAGGGGAGAUCUUCUCCAUACCUACCACACACAGUUCAAUGAGAUGUUACUCAAACCUUGUUACGCUUUGGAGACCCAGUACUUCAGGAUCCAUCAGCGUGCAACCAUCAAUGCAGGAGCUGACUGUACAUCAUUGGCAACAAAAGCACCUAUGGGCUGGUGUGCAAGACUCUCUCUCUAUACCCUUGUUGCCUCCUUAUCUUAAGUGAAGCUUUUAUAGUAGGCUUAUAGUGAUGGGGCGUGGUCACCCCUGAACACCCUGAUCCUGAAUGCCUGUUCUCCUUUCUUAAUCUGUCCUCUUACUCCCCAAAUCCUCAUAAAUCUGUGGGACAUCAGCAAAUGUAUUCCUAGGUCAGAUGUUGGAAACUGGCUGUAGAUUGUCAUCUGCUUGUCCUGUCAACACUGAGGUGAUUGUUCCCAAGAAGUCUGUAGCAUUGUGUGUGUAAAAUAAUAGAGUAAUUGAUUCUAAAGUUG